AUGACCAUUCGGGAUUUCCGUUUCAAACAUUUUACCAGAAAUUAUUUUGAGACUGCACAUGCUAAAGGACCUCAAGAUGCUGCAGGAGGACUGUUAAAAAGACAGGCAGAUCUGGCAGAUUUGCGUGGACAAGCCCAUAUACAAAAUGCCCGGGAUCUGUAUGAAUUUGCUGUUUCGAAUUUGACGCGGACAAAAUCUGUUUGCCGGAGAUGGCUUUUCCGUUUUCUUGAUUUCAUCCCAAGAGAAGGCAAUUUAAGUUUCAAACCAAUUUCAAACAUCAGAUCUGUCCAUCAAGUCAUCGUUGAUAACUCGUCUCCCCAUAUCAUUAUACGCGAACUGUCCUGCUUUUGUGAAAAAUGCAGUUUACAAAUAUAUCACGAAUGUGUAAAUGUUCAAAGAAUUGGGCAAGUUCAACACCAUGAAAUGGUCAAGGAUACAAACAACACAUUCGAUGUUGAAGAAGAUGACGAAGAGGUGCCCUUGUCCGAAAUGGUAUCCAAAGGACAGGUAAUUGCCGUAUAUGCGGAUGACCCAGACCAUGACUAUUUCUUGCUAAAAGUUCAGGAAGCAAUUCAAACAUUAAACAGCGAAAGCACUGACGCUUGGGGCUCAACUCUUCCAGCUGGUAUUAAGGUCAUCACAGGACUUUAUUACGACAAUAUUGAUAACAAGAAUCUUCUGUCAUACAAACUUAUACCCAGGAGAAGAGCCGUAGUGCCAGCCAGUGCAGUAGUUUAUAUCUGUUCAGAAAUAGAUGCUCGGGCCAAUAUUGUUUUGGACGAAUGUGUCCAUUUAAACAUAUUGCAUGCAAUAAACGACAUUAUCAUGUCUUAAAAAUGAAUUGUACAUGAUCGAAUACAUAAACUUCAAAGAUUGUAAAACCUAGUAAAUAGAAUAAUACACCAGAAUAUAAUUUUUCAUGAUUGUAUAAUUAUAUUAUCCAAAUACAUGUAUCUGUGCAUUUAGCUGUAUUGUCUGGGAUAAAAGUGCAAUAUCGAAUGUGGAAUGUUUUGAAUUCGCUGAUCAAAUUUAUAGUUUAUACCAUGCAGCUUGAAAUUUUCUAAAAGGAAAUCACAUUCCAAUCUGCCAA
Molecule: messenger RNA, 1090 nt
Organism: Magallana angulata
Lineage: Eukaryota; Metazoa; Mollusca; Bivalvia; Ostreida; Ostreidae
Exons: 3
Coding region: 1-834 (277 amino acids)
Source: RefSeq, a predicted model, not a curated record